AACAAAAGGUGGGGGGUGGUAAAGCUUGAAGAACAUCUAGAGAGAGAAAAACAAAAAACAAAAUAAUUAAAUUAAAUUAAAUUAAAAAAUGGGCAAAAUAACCACCGGAGCUCCACCACCAGCACCACCACCACCGGCGGCAGCUAAACCCAAGAAAAAAGGCCGGCCACCAAAUACAGAUCUUAAGAAACAAAAACAAAAAAACCACAACCACCACCACCACCGUAGAUCCACUCGCCGGAACCCUAAUUCAACCACCACGGCCGCCGUCAAUACUUCCGGUGACGAUGAAGAAGAGUAUUACGAUGACGACGAUGAUGAAAGAGAAGAAAAAAAAGUUAAGCUUGUUGUUCGAUUACCUCAAUUGGAUUCAAAUUCGGGUUUAAUUCGAUCCAAUUCGAUUAAUUCGGGUUCGGAUUCUAAUCCGGAUCAUGUUCAUUCUGGAUCUGGACCUCCUAUCGCUAUACAAAAUCAGGGCGAAAAGGUUCCGAAAGCGAUGGACACUCCUCAUGGAUCGCCAUUGGAAGCUGGUGGACCCACAACAACACCUUUGCCAGAUAAAAAGUUGUUGGUGUUCAUUCUUGACAGACUUCAAAAGAAGGAUACUCAUGCGGUAUUUUCUGAGCCAGUUGAUCCCGAGGAGCUCCCUGAUUACCAUGAAAUUAUUGAGCAACCUAUGGAUUUUGGUACACUCAGGAACAAACUUGAUAAAGGGCUUUAUGCGAAUCUGGAGGAAUUGGAGGCAGAUGUGUAUUUGAUUUGUUCCAACGCAAUGCAGUAUAACCCGUCUGAUACUGUUUUCUUCCGUCAGGCGAGGUCUAUACAAGAGUUGGCCAAAAGGGAUUUUGAAAAUUUGAGGCAAGAGGGUGAAGACGGCGAGCUGCAACCGAAGGUAGUGAAGCGAGGCAGGCCUCCAAGUAAACACCUGAAAAAACCACCUGGCAGAACCUCAUCGGAUGUUGUUGCUGUCCCAGAGUCCACCUCAGGUGCCACUGUAGCAAAUGUUGUAGAAAAUACAAAUGAGUCUACUCCUUACAAUUUAAGACGAGGACCCAUGAUGUACAAGAAUUAUGCUGACAGUGUAUCAUCACAUCGUUCACGCAAUGGCGAACACUCUGAACUUCUAGCAGAUUGGAAUGAAGAGUUUCCAGCUCGUAUUAAGAGGGCUGACAUGAAAUAUGGGAACAAACAUUUUAUUAUAGACGAGACCAGGCGUGACACCUACAAGCAGUUCCAUCCUUCGAAUAAUGUUCACAAUUCUCUUCUAACCAACUUUGGCGGGGAAAGGAAGCAAUUACUAGCGGUAGGUCUUCAUGCUGAGCAUGGUUACUCUAGAAGUCUAGCACGAUUUGCUGCUAAUAUGGGCCCUAUUGUAUGGAAAGUCGCGUCAAAGAAGAUCGAGAAAGCUUUGCCUCCUGGUGUGACAUUUGCUCCUGGUGUUGUUGGUGAACCGGAAGCUUCUCUCCCCCGUACUUCUUUUUUUUCACCGGGUAAUCAAACUUAUACCCCCAGGUUAACCAGUGACAAUGUUCUAAAUAGACCUGAAGCCCCAUCCACAUCAGGACCAAAAAAUGAAGGUUCUGGAAUAAAAGCCAAUAAACUUCUACCCCAAAAUGGUAGAAAUGGUUUCAGUGGUGCUUUCGGAAGUAAUAAUUCCAAAAUGGGAAUGUUACAAGCACAUGGACAUCAACUGACUCACACUAGCGGUGAUGCACAAGGUACAAAAGGUGAAAGUUGCAAUACCGGAAAACCAUCUUGGCAGCAGGUAUCAUCAACAAAUCAUAGACAGUUUACGGUUCCCGUUCCACCUGACCUAAAUGUCGGGAUACAAAUACCAUCUGGCUCACCUGGUUCUGUUGGACCAAGGAUCAGUUCUAUCGGAUCACCUCAGCAGCCUGAUUUAGCAUUGCAACUUUGAUUCUGUAUUGACCGUUGUAUUUGGCAGCACAAAUGCAGUUAAGGAGGUUGCGGGUGGUUAGUUACACUACAUAUGCAAUACAUGGUACUGCUCUUUGCUGCUGGUGAUUCUAUAGUGUAGGAAACUAUUCUGUACAGAUUAAAUGUAACCAUCUCCUUUUUUCCUUUUGAGUUUCAAGCCAAAAUAGUGAAGAAUAUCUUUGUAACUUCGGACUCAAGAUCGAUUGGAGCAUGAUGAAUCUGAAUUAGAAAUAAAACUAGUCAUUGUAUUUUAUGUA
Molecule: messenger RNA, 2195 nt
Organism: Erigeron canadensis
Lineage: Eukaryota; Viridiplantae; Streptophyta; Magnoliopsida; Asterales; Asteraceae
Exons: 9
Coding region: 89-1918 (609 amino acids)
Molecular function (GO): protein binding
Source: RefSeq, a predicted model, not a curated record